CAUGGCGGAAUCGGUUGCGGGGAGGUUGCUUGAAUUCUCUCAGCUGCCCCCCUGACCUAAUACUCGCUGGCACAAGCUGCGCCCGGAGACGUGGGAGCGUUCUCUUGUUUUCCGAGUGCGCAGACUCAUCGGGUCACAGUUUAUGCUUUUGUGACGCGGUGAGUCCAGCCACUGAUUCCUAACGGUUUAGAAUGCUUGGGCGUCCUGGACGCUGGCCCGCCUGGUGGCUGUAGAAGACGCGACGGAUCCCGGGAUGGGGCUGGAGGUUUGCAAGAGUCCAUCCGAAGGGAUUCUGGCUGCGAGUGUGACAGAGUGUGUGAAAGCCUCAUGGAGGAUCUGAUUGUAGUGCGAGCGAGAGUGAGUGCCCGCGAGGAGUUGUCACUUGAAUGAAAGUCUCGGAUUCACCGCCUCUAAUCUUCCCUUCUUCGACUGUAAAAUGGUGAAAAUAAGGGUGCUUCUUCCAGGACGUCAGUUUACUCGAAAAUUUGGAAAAGAAAAGGCUAAAUAAUUGAUCUCAUAAAUACUAUAAAACAGGAUUUCUGUAUAAAAGAUAAAUUUAUUGUUGUAUAGAAUACCAAAUCAGUGUGAAUUUUAAAUACAGGAAGAAAUAUUUUAAAGGAGCUUAUUUUGUGGGACUCCUGCUUUUGUGUCAGACCCUCAGAGUAGGCAUUUAUUCUGUUGUUUAGGGAACACAACAGAUUUGAGAAGCCUCGGAUUAAGGAAUAAUUUAUGAAGCCCCGUUGACUACCGUGGAGAGAUCAUAAUUUGGGGUUCAAGAUUCCAGUCUGUGUUUUUCCAGAAGUGCCCUGAGGAGCAGGGAAGCAUGGCUAUUGUGUAUGUAAAAGCCAUGUUCAAGAUGGGACCAUCUAGUUGCAGAAAACAAGCUCGGGGUUCCUGCUGAUUCUACAUUAUGCUAUGCUGUUUAGGUAUGAGACCAAGGAGUUACCUCUUAAGAAUGGCACUUUUGAAAAGGAAUCAUUAAAAUGGAAAAUAAUAGAAAGAGUCAGAAGUUCUUGCCUUGAGGAAUCUUGUUUGGGAAAUGAUUGGAAAUGCAAAGGACUCUUUGAGAGACAACAGGAAACUACAGAGGAAUAUUUCAGGCAUAUAACUGUGCCAUUUGAAAAAAUAUUAUCUGAAUUCAUCCAGCCUACAUAUUUUCUUCUAAAUCAAAUACUUCAUACUGGAAAGAAACUCUAUGAACAAAAAAAAUGUGAAAAUGUUACUCAACAGGGAAGAAUUCAUGUAGUGACAAGCUUGAUGAAAUGUGUGGGAAUACCUCUGUAUUUUACACAAAUCAUAUGAAACAUUAGACAAAUUUUAAUGCAAAGAAAUGCAAUGUAUUUAAAGAAUGUGGCAGAGACUGCUUGCAACUUUCAACUAACUCAAUAUCAAGAAAGUCAUGCUAAUCAGAAACCCUAUGAAUGUCAGAUAUGUGGAAAGCCCUUUAGAAAGUGUGCCCACCUUACCCAACAUAAUCGAAUUCACAUUGGUGGGAAACCAUAUGAAUGCAAAGAACGUGGGAAAGUGUUUAUCUGUUGUUCAUCAUUGAUUAAACAUAAGAGAACUCACACUAAUGAGAAACCCUAUGAAUGUCUGGAAUGUAGGAAGACGUUUAGGCAGAGUGCACAUCUUAUUCGACAUCAAAGAAUUCAUACUUGUGAGAAACCUUAUAAAUGUAAGCAGUGUUGGAAGGCCUUUGCUUCUGUUUCUGAUUUAAUAGACAUCGGAAAAUUCACACUGGUGAGAGACUUAACGAAUGUAAAAAAUGUGGGAAGGCAUUUAACAAUCGCUCAACUCCUAUUCAGCAUCAGAGACUUCACACUGGUAAGAAGUCCUUUGAAUGUAAGGAAUGUGGCAAAGCAUUCAAUAAUUGCUGAACACUUACUCAACACCAGAGAACUCAUACUAAUGAGAAAUCUUAUGAAUGUCAGGAAUGUAAAAAGGCUUUUAGGCAAAGUGCACAUCUUACUCAACAUCAAAGAAUUCAUACUGGUGAGAAACCAUAUGAGUGUAAGGAAUGUGGGAAGGCUUUCACUUGUGUUUCUGAUUUUAACAGACAUCAGAGAAUUCACACUGGUGAAAAACCCUAAUGUAAAGAAUAUGGUAAAGCCUUUAACAAUUGUUCCGCUCUUAUUCAGCACCAGAGAAUUCACACUGGUGAGAAGCCUUAUGAAUGUAAGCAGUGUGGGAAGGCUUUUGUCUCCUGUCCAACACUUGUUCAACAUUAGAGAACACAUACUAAUGAAAAACCUUAUGAAUCUCAGGAAUGCAAGAAGGCCUUUAAGCAGAGUGCACAUGUAAUGAGACAUCAAAGAAUUCACAGUGGGGAGAAACCCUAUGAAUGUAAUGAAUGUGGGAAUGCCUUCAUUUGUUUUUCUGAUUUUAAUAGACAUCAGAGAAUUCACAAAGGAGAGAAACCCUAUCAGUGUAAAGAAUGUGGGAAGGUUUUUAAUAAUUAUCCAACUCUUACUCAACAUCAAAUAAUUCAUACCAGUGUCAAACCCUAUGAAUAUAAGGAAUGUGGAAAGACCUUUACUUGGCUGUCAAACUUGAAAAAACAUCAGAGAAUUCACACUGGUGACACCCUAUGAAUGUAAAGAUUGUAAAAAAGCUUUUGUUAUUCAACGUUUAUUCAACACUAAUAGGACUCAUACUAAUGAGAAACCCUAUGAAUGUCAGGAAUGCAGCAAGGCCUUUAGGCAGAAGAGCCCAUCUUACUCAACAUCAAAUAAUUCAUACUGGUGAGAAACCCUAUGAGUUUAAGGAAUGUGGGAAGGCCUUUGCUUGUUUCCUACUUUAAUAGACAUCAGAGAAUUCACACUGGUGAGAAACCUGAUAUCAGUGUAAAGAAUGUAGAAAAUCCUUUAUUGAUUGCUCAACUCUUAUUCAACACCAGAGAAUUCACACUGGUGAGAAACCCUUUGAAUGUCAGGAAUGUAGGAAGGCCUUUAGGCAGAGGGCGCAUCUUACUAAACAUCAAAGAAUUCAUGCUGGUGAGAAAUCCUAUGAAUGUAACGAAUGUGAGAAGGCCUCUUCUUGUCUUUCACAGGUGAAAAAGCACCAGAGAAUACAUACAUGAAGGGAUAAAUCUUAUGUAUUUGAAUAGUGUCUUUUUAUUUAACAAUCCGUACCUAAUAUCACCAAAUUCACAUUGCAGAGAAACUUCAGAAAUAUAAGAAAUGUGGGAAACACUUUUACCUGUCCCUCAGCUAUCCUUUUUCAUAAUAGAAUUUGUACUGGUGAGAAGCCUUAUGAAAGCCAGAUAUGUGUAAAGUCUACUCUCACAAUAUACUCAACAUUAUAUAAUGUAUAUUGUGAUUAAUACAGGAAACCCUUGAUUUUGAAAUUAUCAGUUAUGGAAUAGCAAACAGUUUGUAAGUGAAGAAAAUCCAGUGACUGUGUAAAUUUUUUUGCCUCAUAAUUCACAAUUUAUUAAGCAUCAGAAUUUAUAUGGGAAAAAUGAGAUAUCAAUUAUUAAUAAAAACAUUAUUACCACUAAAAUUAUAUUUGACUUAUCAUAGAGAAUAGCAUAUAGAGGAUAAUUAUGUCGACUUUGUGAAUGUAGAAGAGCGUUUAUCUAUAAUACGAAUCUUUUUCAGCAUCAUUAUACUUUCACCAGUUUCCACGUCUGUUUUAUUACCAAGUAAUUUGUAUACUUCAGAUUACAAAUUUCUUACAUUGUGAUAAAGUUAUUGUGAAGAUUAAAUGAGUUUAUCCAAAGACUUUUGGAAUAGUUAUUGGCAAAUAGAAAGUAUUCAGUAAAUAUUGGCUGUCAUGAUUAUCACCUUCAUUAGUACUCUUGGAAUAUUUAUAUAAGAACAUUUAAUUAUGCAGAUUUUAUUAAUGAAAUCUACCAUCACAGUUUCUCUGAUUGCAAAUCUAUGAUAAUUUAUUCUGGAAUGAAAAUUAUUAGAAUAUAGUGAGUAUGAGGAAACAUUUAUUUAAAUUUAUUUUAGUUGAAUCAGAAAAUUCACUCUGGAAACACUGAAUGGAUAUAGUAAGUAAAUUUUUUUAGAGUAAAGUUGAUAUGAGAAGUGAUAUAUCUGAAGCAAGUUUCAAAAAGCAGUGUACAUUUUCUGACAAUAACUCAAGACAGGCUGGGUGUGGUGGCUCACGCCUCUAAUCUUAGCACUUUGG
Nomascus leucogenys (northern white-cheeked gibbon) is the source of this 4137-nucleotide messenger RNA. RefSeq names its product zinc finger protein 781 (gene ZNF781). The record is from RefSeq and is a predicted model, not a curated record. NCBI's taxonomy places the organism in Eukaryota, Metazoa, Chordata, Mammalia, Primates, Hylobatidae.